CGCGUGCGCAGUGGGGCGGUCAGGUGACGCGGGCAGCGGCGGCGGCGGCAGCAGCAACAGGCGGGCGAGCGGGUGGAGGAGUAGGAGGAGGAGGCGGCUUUGGGCCUGCGGGACUCCCAGCCGCACACAGCAGUACGCUCUUUUGAGCAUCAAAACCCUGGGUUAAAGAUGGCUUCGGCAUCCUCUUCGAUGGUAUAUUCCACUUCUACACCAAUCGGCUCUUCGACUAAAAAGGCACAACAAACAGAGGAUGUUCCACUAUUACCAGGAGAAGAUGUAAAAAGCAAAGAAAAGGAUGUGAUCUACAUUUGUCACUUUAAUGGACCUAAAAAAGGCGUGGUGUAUAUUACAAAUUACAGGCUUUACUUCAAGAGUGUUGAACUGGAUCCCAUGACAACACUUGAUGUCCCAUUAGGCGUGAUAAGUCGAGUUGAAAAGAUAGGUGGCCAAUCAAGCAGAGGUGAAAAUUCUUAUGGAUUGGAAAUUACUUGCAAAGACAUGCGAAACCUGAGGUUUGCUCUCAAGCAGGAAGGUCGCAGCAGAAAAUCCAUGUUUGAGAAUCUUACAAAGCAUGCAUUUCCUAUAUCAAGUGGCUUGCAAUUUUUUGCAUUUGAAAAUAAAGAAACAUGCUACGAAGAUGGCUGGAAAGUUUAUGACCCAAUUGAAGAAUUUAAGAGGCUGGGCUUACCUGAUGAAAAGCGAAAAUGGAGAAUCACCAACAUAAAUCAGAACUAUGAGCUGUGUGACACUUAUCCACCAAUCUUAGUGGUUCCAGCCAGUGCUAGUGAUGAUGAUCUGCGAAAAGUAGCUGCCUUCAGAUCCAAGGGUCGAUUACCGGUGUUAUCGUGGAUACAUCCUGAUAAUCAAGCUGUGAUUGUCCGUUGUAGUCAACCUCUGGUUGGGAUGAGUGGAAAACGCAGCAAAGAUGAUGAAAGAUAUGUUGAUAUUAUUAGAGAAUCCAAUGGCCAAACCCAGAAGUUGACUAUCUUUGAUGCAAGGCCAAGUGUUAACGCAGUAGCCAACAAGGCCACAGGAGGAGGCUAUGAAGGUGAUGAUGCCUAUCAGAGAGCAGAACUCAUUUUCCUUGAUAUUCAUAACAUCCAUGUGAUGAGGGAAUCUCUAAGGAAGUUGAAGGAUAUUGUGUACCCCAGUGUGGAGGAAUCCCACUGGCUGUCAAGUCUGGAGUCUACACACUGGUUGGAACACAUCAAGUUUGUUCUGGCAGGAGCAAUCCAAGUUGCAGAUAAACUAGCAUCUGGAAAGAAUUCAGCCUUGAUACACUGCAGUGAUGGCUGGGAUCGUACUGCACAACUGACAUCUCUAGCUUUACUAAUGCUUGACAGCUUUUACCGAACAACCAAAGGGUUUGAAGUACUUAUUGAAAAGGAAUGGUUAAGUUUUGGGCACAAAUUUGCAACGAGAAUUGGACAUGGUGAUAGGAACUACGCAGAUGCAGAUCGAUCUCCUAUAUUCCUGCAGUUCAUCGACUGUGUGUGGCAAAUGACAAAACAGUUUCCGACUGCCUUUCAGUUUAACGAGGUUUUCUUGGUUACCGUUCUGGAUCACCUGUACAGCUGUCGGUUUGGAACCUUCUUAUACACCUGUGAACAGCAGCGCUCAAAGGAGGAGUUACGGAAAUGGACAGUCUCCUUGUGGUCUUUUACAAAUAAUGAAAUGGACAAGUACAUCAAUCCCUUCUAUACAAAAGACCAACGUGUGCUGUACCCAGUGGCCAGCAUGCGACACCUGGAUCUCUGGGUCAACUACUAUAUUCGUUGGAAUCCUUGGUUCAAACAGCAGCAAGACCCAGUUCAACAGCGAUACAAAGAAUUGUUGGUUGUGAGAGAGCAGCUAUUGAAGAAACUUGAGGAACUACAGAUUAUGGAUUCUUCAACAGGAAUGCUUCCGCAUGUUUCUAAUUCAUCCACUCCAUCCUCUCCUGUGCCAGUAUCUCCACGAUCACAGACAACUCUCUGAGCUGUGCACAUCUGAAUUCUAGUAGCUCUGAUUACUUUAGAAACUGUAAAGAAUUUAUAUAUGUUAUACUGCAGCAUGUUAAAAGGUUGCUGGAUAGGGGUGUUGAUUUAUUUGCAUGUUAAUACUAUAAUGCCUCUUUAUACAAAAAGUGAAUUAAAACUAUUUUGAUAAAUAUAUUCUAAAAUUACGCUUGUGCCUUAGUUUAAAUGGUAGCAGGCUGCCAUUUAUGUAGGGUUAAUGUCCUGCUCUUUCUGUUUGCAUCAGGUGCUAUGCUGACUUUCUUUAUCACUGAAUAAAGGAAACUGUGGAAUUACUCAUCUCAAAUCCAUAUGUCGCAGGGGGUCUGGUAGACCGCUAUCAAAUAUCUAUGGGUUAAACAUAUUCAAUACCUUUUAUAGGAUUUCACAGCAAAUUACUUAUCACACACUGCUUCUGACCACAAUGUUGUUAUCUAGUUAAUCAAAGGCCAAUACUAAGCAUAACAAGCACAAGGUUAGGAAAGCUUUUGAAACACAGUGGGGAUGAGAUUGAUCUUAGAGUGUAGCACAAAAUGGGCAAAAGCAAGGUGUCAACCUGUUUCGCGAUCUGCUUGAUUCAUGGGCAGUAGAUUUGGCACAGCUUGCUCGCACAAUCUUCCACGCUUAGUUUCAUCCACAGUGUAUUUUUCUGUGACCUGCAGUGGUCAUAUUCUCCUGAUUUCACUGUUACUCUAUUUCAAUAUCAUACAAGAAUUUGAAUAAAAGAUGACAAGUUCAUUUUAUUGUUUUUUACAGUCUGAAUUGUCCAACAUUUUUGUAAGUAUGAACUCCCACUGAACAAAACUAUCUCUCCAAAUUAAAAAAAAAAUCAGUAAUUCUGCAGGAGAACUCAUAUUGCCAAUGGAGCUAUUCAGCUUCACAAAUAUCCAAUGUAUUUGUUAAUUUGGGUUGUUUGUUGUUAGCUGUGAAUGUUCCACACAAUUUAAAUAAAAAUUUGAGAUAAGUUUAUGAAAAUAUAAUUUGCUCUUGGGAAUGUUGACAUACCUUGCCCCUUAAAAGUUGUAUUCAGGUUUAGAAAUUACAUUUUAUUAUGAUGGGUCAGCAAAAGGAGUGACUAAUUUUGUAAACUGCUGUAUUUUAAUAACUGAUUAACCUUGGCUUUCAUUGUUUGUUGCCCUGGCACCAAUGGAUCUAAAAAUAUCACGUUUAAGCCUGAAAAUUUGACAUUAAAAUCGUGGAGCAGAAAUUGGCCAAUGAGAAGGUAUUAAUGAUGCCUACACUGAUUCAAGGCUUUAAUCCUCAAUACUGUGGUGUCGCAGAUGUAAUGGGUAGUGAAGCAUCGUGCGACAUCGCACUCUGCGAUAUUUUUCAAAUCAUUUUUAUGUCCGCCAGAUUUAAUAUAAAUAUUAGUUUAGGAUUCCAUGCUUGUUGUGCAAGGUCCAAUUUUCUAAAAUGAUUUUUCUUUGCAUCUUUAGUUUAAUUUUUUUUAAUAUAUAGACUGCAAAAGAGAUAUAUGAAUUUAGUUAAGUUGGCAGCACUCAACCAAAUAAUUAGUGUGGAUCUAAGUUCCAUUGCAGACCUCUCAACAUCCUUUAAGCAGACAGUUAAUGUUGCUGUUGAGAGAGCUGUAUUGGUCAGAGUAGCAGGCUUCACCCGUAUGUAAAAUAUUUCAUAGACCUAACGUGCUGGAGUAACUCCGCAGGUCAUGCAGCAUCUCUGGAGAAACAGGAUGGGUGACAUUAUGGGUGGGGACCAUUCUUCAGGCACUUCGGUCUGAAGAAGGGUUCCGACACAAAACGUCACCCAUCCUUUUUCUCCAGACAAGCUGCCAAACUUGCUGUGUUACUCCAGCACUUGUGUCUAUUUUCUGUAUAAACCAGCAUCUGCAGCUCUUUGUUUCUUUAAAUAAACUUAUGGUUUUAUCUCAAGGAUAGUAAGGCCAAUAUUGAUUAUUAAUUAUCACUAAGAAACCACAUUAUUUAAUCUUGGAUCUUGUGCAUUUGGUUUCACCUUGUUAAAUCCAAGACAUUACCCGUGCACCAACAAUAAUUGUAUUCCAAAGAGUAAUUAAUUGAUUGUAUGAUGCCCUGGAACAUUCUGACCAUGCAAAAUUCAAUAUUUGUUUUAAUUGAGCCCAACUUUCAACAUUGGUGCAACACCCAAUUCAUAUUCAUGAUGCGUUGGCUUCAAACUACAGAGGCCUACAUUGAAUUUAUUUGCUCCCUAAUCUUUGCCAUUUACACGUUAUUCCACUGCCAUCAGGAAAAACAAUUUAGAGAAAUCGUGUUUGACCUCAAAGCUUGGAUUUCCUAGAAGGCUCUAUUUUUACUUUGUUUAAACUCCAUUAUUUAAUGGACAGCUUUGUUGCCAUUGAACUACAAUUGGAUAUGGCCGCUUGUAGGCCACAAUAGUUCACCAUACAUUGUACAUCCAGUGUGUUAACACUGAACUGUGCAACAAUCUUACAUCAAAUCAUGACUGUCCAUCAGAUUUAACUCGUAGACCAAAAGUCUGUGGUAGUUAAAACAGCAAGGCUUAGAAUCUAGUGUGGAUACUGAGAAUGCAAGAAGAUCUAGGUCACUGUUGUCUUCUGCCCUGUUGCAAUGUGCAGCUACUUCCUGAAUUUUCUGUUGCACAUUUCUUUCUAGGGAUGGCAUACUUUUGGAUUAUUUGGGCGUAUUACUAACAAUGGCUCAGUGUUAAAAUAAGUUGAAUUCAAGACAUAAAAGCUGUAAUUGGCUUUAGGUAAUUAGUAAUAAAUAUAACCGUGUUGUCGCUUCAAAUCUUAAAUUGUACACUGUCAAUUAUUCAAUUUUUUCUCGAUAUUCACAAGAAAAUUAUUAAAUAACAAAUCCAGGCUGCUUGAAUCAUUUCACUAUUGGCUAAUCUGUAUGAGCAACUUAAAUGUCAAGACAAAUAGUUUCAGCAGUAGCCCAAGGCUUUUAUUUUGUGGCCUAUCAAGUCUUCAUUAUUAAUUUAUGUUGGCAGAUUAAACUGUUAUGUUAAGUCUGAUACUCUCAGAAUUUACUGAAAAUCAUAGAUAAUCUUUUGUGGCCAAAUACCUUUGCUGUCAAAUUCUUACCAAUCUGAUAUACAAAUGGUUCUCUGUGCUAUGGAUGGUCUGAAUUCAAGCUCGUGCAAGAUCACAAGAAGGGGUGAAUUUGGACUGAGUUUCAGGAAUGCACAUUUCGCAUUGUGACUACUGACUGUAUUAAUUUUGUUCAAUGUUGCCUUCAACUACAGCUUGCUUUGAAGCAUGUCUGAUGUGAAAUGAGCUUGUGUGACUGCAGCACAAGUAAAUAGAUGCAAAAAUACUUCUAAAGUAUUGAUGAGAUGGGAUUGAUGAGAUGCAGUAUCUUAUGUAGGGGUGGAAAAUGCAACACUUGAAUUAAGAGGUCCUUGUGUAUAUGAUAUAACCCAAUGCUAAUCAUCUUUUGAGUGUUCUUUUACACCAUGGAUAACAAUUUCCAAAUCUUUCAACCAACAUUCAUUUUUAAUGUUCAUUAAAAUAAUUUUAUGACUGUUAAUGAAUGUAACUGACAGCACUUGCAUAUAUUUAUUAUUACGCAGUUUAAAAAAAUGGAGACAAUAUCUUUGUGGGUUAAAUGUAGCUUUCAUUUUAUCUCAAUUCAUUUUAUGUCCUGUUUAGAUUUACUUGACAAUAAUGCUUUGCCACUACAGCAUGGGCAGAAAUGACCCCCAAGAUGUUUAAAUUCCAGUAUUCAUGAACAUGAGUGAAAAGGGUGAUUUUUUUUUUAAAAAGCUUGAAAAUGUAACAUAAUAUUAACAUUUCAUUGACAUUUCCUAAAAAUGUGUGGACACAUUUCAUCUUUAUUGAUUUGUAGCAUUUUCUUUGUUUUUUUUCCAGUAUAUUUAUUUUUUCUCAGGAUAUUUGCCUUGGCUCUCAUUUUGCUUUUUGUUUCUACAUACGCAGUUUCUGAAAACUGCACAUAUACUGAGAGGCGGCAAGAUUGCUGGUUAUAAAAGUAUAAAUAUGAAUACAUUAAAGAUAAUGCUAUACAAAUAACAUUUUUGCAACAAUAGAAAUAGGGGACUAAUCUUUUAAUGUGCAUUGUAUGCAUUGCAUUACAAAUUGAUGUUUAUAAUGAAACAGUAUACAGAAUUGAUCUAUGUUAUGUUUGCCUUGUACAGUCAAAUAUGCUACUGUUUAGCUGAUGAGAAAUAAAAAUAAGAGAUGAUAUCUAAGAUGUUCUGGUAUUUAUCCAAUGUGUUUAAUGCUAAUUUCUCUAUUAAACAAAGAUGCUUAAUUACUCCCA
Molecule: messenger RNA, 6232 nt
Organism: Amblyraja radiata (thorny skate)
Lineage: Eukaryota; Metazoa; Chordata; Chondrichthyes; Rajiformes; Rajidae
Gene: mtm1
Product: myotubularin 1
Exons: 15
Coding region: 169-1977 (602 amino acids)
Biological process (GO): negative regulation of autophagosome assembly; muscle cell cellular homeostasis; mitochondrion distribution
Cellular component (GO): cytoplasm; membrane
Molecular function (GO): phosphatidylinositol-3-phosphate phosphatase activity; phosphatidylinositol-3,5-bisphosphate 3-phosphatase activity
Source: RefSeq, a predicted model, not a curated record